AAUUAACAGUCUCGGUCAAAUAUAUUUGUUUGCAAAGGUUUAUAUUUUUAUGUGUGGCUUCUGUACAUUACAAAAGAUGCCUCGAGAAAAGAAAGAGAUUGUGAUGCCAAGUAAAAAGUCAAACAUUUUUUAUGAGAACUGGAAGGUGUAUUCUCGUCAACAUAAACUAAUGUUUCGUUGUAAUGAGAAAAAGGCACAAUGGUACCUCAAGAGAAAUUUGGCAAAUAUAAUAGAUAGUGAACCAAAGGCAAUAGCUUUAAACUUUGAGACAAAGGGAAAUGGGCAUAAAGAGGGUGAUUAUAUGGUCCAGGAUAGAUCGAAUGUGUGUGUUGGUUGUGGACAAAACGAACAUUUGACAGUUCAUCACGUUGUUCCUGAAAUGUAUAGACAUUGGAUGCCACUGGUGAUCAAAUCCAAGUCAAGUAGAGAUUUAUUGUUAUUAUGCAAACAGUGUCACACAAAGUAUGAAGCAGAUGCAACCUUAUUAAAGAAACAAUAUGCGAAACAAUUUGAUAUACCAUUGGAAGGGAAAGGUUGGGUAAAUUUGCCAGAGCAUAGAAAAGCAAGAAAGGCAGCAUCUGCUUUGAUCCAUGCUGCUGAUAAAAUACCACAAGAGAGACAGGCUGUCUUGGAAACGAUUGUAAGAGACUUUUGGAAGAAGCACCAUGAUGAAUCAGUUAAUCGUGAAACGAUGCUAAAGAGAUGUAGCGAGUUAGAAGACUUUUAUAAGGGACCUGAUUUUAUAGAACAUGGGCAAGGAGUGAUAGGACAGCUGAUGGAACGUCAUAUCGUGGAGGGAGAGUUAUCCUUUUGGCCUGAUUUAGAAAACUUUAUUAAAGAGUGGCGACAACAUUUCAUAGACCAUCUAAAGCCAACUCACUUAAGUGAGUUAUGGACUGUAGAUGGUGACAUUUAUACUAGAUGAACUUACUAAAUUAAAGCCAUGCUACCUUAUUCUUGUUUUGAUUGAAUAUGUAAUUUGUAGAAUUGGCCACAUCUUAUGACAUAAAUACAUAUAUUGAGCUAUUUGUAUGUUUAGCAUCAGAACGCUCACUUUGUAUUUCGAAAUAUAAUAAAAAUAAUAGCAAGUGUUUUUGUAUGCGAUUGGAAUAUACGUGUACAACAAUUACAAUGAUAAUAAUUACAAAAAGAGGCACCUAUUGUUCAUCUUUUACUGCCAGACAAAUAAAGCACGCUAAUAAGCAAGAUAUGCAACAUGAGUUAUUUUUAUGUACUCUUGUCUUUUCAUGAACUAUG
This is a messenger RNA of Rhizopus microsporus ATCC 52813, 1257 nucleotides long. RefSeq lists its product as uncharacterized. The transcript has 5 exons. The record is from RefSeq and is a predicted model, not a curated record. The coding region runs from base 77 to 925 and encodes 282 amino acids. Lineage: Eukaryota; Fungi; Mucoromycota; Mucoromycetes; Mucorales; Rhizopodaceae. Gene Ontology annotation, molecular function: endonuclease activity; zinc ion binding; nucleic acid binding.